AUGCAGGAGAGUCGGCAUUUGGCGAUAGCUCGUCCUCGAGAAGGGGACCGUGACGAUGAUGGCGACCCCAUCAUUUCCUCACAUAGUGUUGAGUUUCGUGAAUUUAAUGAUGAAGCUCGAUGUAUUCCUUGCCAACGAUUAGGAAGAGGAUGCCAUAUCAGAGAGGGAGCAGAUUCUUGUAUUCAAUGUGUCCUUCUAGGAACUCCUCUUGAAUGUGUCUUCGUCCGGAAAGUCGUUCGACAUGAGAGGCCGAAUUGGUUCACUUGGGUAGAGCUUACCGGCUUCAGCAAAACUCCCUAUAGGACUCAUCCACCACAUCACAGUAAUGGGCAAGCCCAUCACUUUCAGGAGCCUCCGAGACCAUUGCAAUAUCCUCAGCCAUAUCCGCCACAAGGACAUCCUCCAGAGACGAAUCAUGUGGAGCGAACAUGGGCUUCCUACCAACAGCAAGCACCCCUCGCACCUCCACCGCAACCACAUAUUUACAAUGGACCUGUGCCUCCUCCAAAGAGACAACGUACAGACAUGUAUGAUGGCCAGGACGUUUUUGCGCAUUCAAGACAGCACUCUCUAACAGGCCCACCACCAUCGGAGUUCCGUUCCCCUCAUAGGACUGAAUACCAUUUACCUGAGAUCAGACCUCACGAGCCCAUCCCACAAGUUUCCCGAGCAGACACAGCCAUUUCUCUAAAAGAAGAACGUCCUGUAUCAGCUCCCCAUGACAGGAACAAGCCUCUUGACCUGAAACCUCCAAGUGGACCGCCAGCUCCUCUCAAGAGAAAACUGGAACCAGAGCCAAACGAUAUGAUCCUGCCACACCGCUGCUCGAAGUGUGAGGCCUCUUUCAAGACACCGGCGGAACUCAAAAAACAUUUCGCUCGUCAUGAGCCGCAAUAUUUCUGCAAUAUUCCAGGAUGUUCUCGCGGCAAAGAUGGCUUUACGACCAAGAACGAUCUUGAUCGUCAUCGGAAGACCAUGCACAAGAUACUAAGUCCGAACGAUAGGUUCUGGAAGUGCUUCUUUCCAGAUUGUGCAAAGACGGAGAAAGUCUGGCCCAGGCUGGAUAAUUUCAAAGCCCAUAUAGUCAGGAUGCAUGGAUCACAAUACGUUGCGGAAAAUGUUACGAGAGCGGAAGAAUGGUGGGAUGCACAGAAGACACCUAUGCUUGGCAGAUCACCCGAGACCACUCAUGAUCUCGUAGCUAUUGAGCCGAAGCCUCCACACGAGGCAAGCAGGUUUGGAGUUACGAACCUGCUUUCGGAACCACCAGGCGAGCACGUGAAUGGCAGAAGGAGACAUUUGAGUGCAGAAGGACGACAAGAAGCUGCUCAAGUCCGGGAGAUGGGUGCCUGCCUUAGGUGUGCCCUGCUCAAGGAAAAGUGUGACGACAAUCGUGUCUGCCAUCGAUGUAUCAGUUACUCACACAAGCACUUCAAUGGCGCACUGAUAUGCCGGCGAGGCAGCAUUGCGGAUUAUCUGGUGCCGUUGAUACCUCUGUUUCAGAAUCUCCCACAACCAGCAGAGAAUACCAAAGGCUGGAAUUUACGUUCAUUUACACCCAAGUUACGGGUCACUACGUUCUCAGGACUUCUUGAUCAGCCUGACUUCCCAGAAGAGGUCACUAAGUACGACUUGCACAAGAAUUCGUUCACCAUUGCAUUAUUCAAGGCCAUCGACGAGGUCAUUCUGGCGCAGAAAAACGACACCCAAUCACACUAUGGUGCUGAAUUCCGAGAGGAGGUUGAAAUCUUGCGCCAUUUGCGCGCAGUUUGUUGUCUUAUCUUUGAUUGUGUUAGCGAUGCACUGAGGAGCAAGCCAACUCUCCAAGAAAAGGCAGACAUCAUCGAAAAGCUGCAGAGGACCAACCUGGAAUUAAGGGAAUGGUAUGAUGAGCUGGACAAUGCAGUCUUCGACUGGAAGUCACGACACCUGGAGCUUAACCACCAUCCCAUGAAGAAAUGGAAUCUCUUCUUCUCAAUCUGUGCGAUGCUUGUCGUGGAGAGGUUAACAGUAUUACUCACAAGAGCAUGGGCGCACGUUACAGAAGUGAAGGAGGAUUCGACCGAUGACGAGGCUGCAGAUACGUUAUGUGCUCUGCUUGAGUUUAAGUUUCAACGACAAGCUCCUGCGCAGCACCACUUUAUUAGCAUGCUGUUGGAUGAGAGGCACGAAGCGACUUCAGGUCGAUCGUCCCAUCCAAUCGUGCAACUUACUGCUACGACUUGCAACUCACAGCUGCGAGAUAGCAUGAACUUCCUGCGCGAAACAAAAGGAUUCGAGACGUGGAAAUGGCUCUACGAGCAGUUUGGCGACGCUGGUGCUGAUCAAGAUGGAAGUCCAAGGGCUAAAGAUGAUGCCAUGUCCGACGACUCUGACACUAUCAGGCCUACUGAAGGACACAAUCUUCGAUCACGAAGAAGCACUUCAAGAAACAGCAAUGUUGCCAAGGUUGAAGAGGACGAUGAUAGUGGUCAUGAACAAAAUGGUGAAACAAGCACUAAGUCUGAAGAGUCACCGGACUCGGACAAAAUGGAAGAAUAG
Lithohypha guttulata is the source of this 2541-nucleotide messenger RNA. RefSeq lists its product as uncharacterized. Bases 1 to 2541 code for a protein of 846 amino acids. The record is from RefSeq and is a predicted model, not a curated record. The transcript is spliced from 2 exons. NCBI's taxonomy places the organism in Eukaryota, Fungi, Ascomycota, Eurotiomycetes, Chaetothyriales, Trichomeriaceae.